AUGGCGUCCUGCCUCAUGGUUGGGUUGACCCUGGCACUCCUGGGCCCGGGCUUGGCUUCUGGCGCCGAGAGCUGCAGCUCCACAGCGGGGUCGCUGAUGCUGCAAGCCAGGCGAGGUCUCCACAAACACGCGGUGAGCGAGGUGGUGACGGCGUCCAUGGGCCUUUGGACCGACGAUGCCUCGGCUUUCCAAGGUGGCUCCUGCGAAUACGCCAGCGCAUCGCAAGGUGGUCUUGAGUCGCCGUCGGCCACAAGCAAAUACCUGGAAUCCCGGGCUGUUUGCCUGGCCAACCCUGCGAUCUACGGCGGCGGAGUCGCCUGUGGCUCCUGCUGGAAGGCUGAGCGAGAGGGUCAGGGCAGCAUGGUGGUGCAGAUCAUCGGGUCUCAUGGAGGCUCCAACAACUUGGACUGCUUCUCCGACGCCUUCCGCACCAUCGCCGGUGCGGACGGCGGCACUUUCGAGGUCCGCCUUGAGCCCGUCGAGUGUGAGGUGAAUGGCGCAGGGCCAGUGGCGACCAUCGUGGAUGGGGACAACGCCUGGUACACACGAGCCAUCUUCUCCAACUUGCCUCAUGCCGUCCUGGCUGCCUGGAUAUCCGUGGAUGGGAAAGCGACGGAGAUGCGUCGUGUAUCGGGAGCGACUUGGGAGGCCAACCUCGGAGGUGGUGGCUCUGUUGUUGGUUUCAAGGUGAGCCUGGAGGGCGGAACGGAAAUGGCCUUCCGCGACUGCUUCAGCUCGUGGCCUGUGGCGAAAGGAAGGGACGACUGCCGCGAUGCCGGCUGCUGUCAGCAAGCUGGGCAGACCUGCUAUGAGAAGGAUGCCUUCUUUGCGGCCUGCCGCAGCAGUUGCGUGCCCGGCAGCGUGAACCCCAGGGACCCGGAAGAGUUCCGAACGCCCUGGACAUGCGAGAUUGUCGGCAACACCAACCCAAGCCCAACUCCAGCUCCAACUCCGUCGCCAUCCCCGGUGCGGCCCGUGCCUUCGCCCGGUCCAGGACCCUCGGGUGCCUUCCGCACUUCAGAAGUCGGCUCCAGCAAGGACCGCCUCUUCGAGUUUGUUCGGGUGCUGACCAAUCAGCCCGUUUCAGGCUCCAAGGCUCGCGCAGUGCAAUCUUCUGGCGGAGCAGCUGGGGGCAUCGUGUCCGAGAGUCAGGGCUAUGGCCUCCUCCUUGCAGGGACGCUGCUGGCUGCCAUGGACUCUGAUUCGGAUUUUGGCCGCGUCUCCGAGCUUACCUACGAGCUUUUCCUCGGAUGGCGCCGCAUGUGCGAGCUGAGCGCAGCGGGCGGCAGCUGUCAGGACGAUGAGGGUUUCCAGUGUGGCGGUGGCCAAUACCCGUGCCUCCCACAUUGGAAGUUCGGCGAGGAUUUGACCCAGGUCGUCGGAAAGGGAGCUGCGCCAGAUGGAGACGUCGACGCCUUGUUGGGCAUGUUGUUGGCUGUGUUGGCUCUGGAAGGCACAAGCCGCGAGCCGGCCUGGCUCGGCGAGGUGGGCCAGUGGGCCUACGACACCUGCAAGCAGUUUUAUCUCAGCUCCACCGUGGCCUCCCCAAGUGGCCAGCACCAGAUCGUGAAGUUGGGCUCCUGCUGGGGCGGCUGGGGAACGCAAGGGCAGAACCCCAGCUACCACGCGCCCGGUGUCUACCGGCUCUGCCGGGACUACAUGGCCUCUCACGAUGAGAAAUACGGCGGGUCCUCCACGGAGGGCGAUGGCUUUGCAAGAGAUUGGGAGACGCUCAUCGCCACGAGCUACAAGAUGCUUGCGGCCACGCAGUGCCCUUCGACGGGAUUGGUCCCGAACUGGGCUCAGAUCUUCGAAGAUGGACGCCGACUCCGGGCUCAGACGGGCUUCAGCGGCAGCGGCACGCCGGGUGCGGAGUUCGGCGCCGAGGCGUCGCGGACCAUCUGGCGAGUGGUGGUGGACUUCCUGCUGUAUCCUUCCGAGGCGCGCCCAGCCGCCGACUUCCUGAGUCCGGUUGCCAAGCACUUGGGGAAGAAGGAGAACUCUGGGCGAUGGGCGUCUUCCCUGGAUGUGGAUGGCGCUUGCCUGGUGGAGACCAUCCACCCAGGAUGGCAGGUUAACAUGUUCAUGGCGGCGCCCACCUUCGCCAGCCUUGUCUGCCCAGCGGAGCUCGAGGGCGGCAGACAGCAGGAGCUUCUGGACUCGGCCGGCAGGCUCUUGGCCAGCAAGCGCAUCCGGGACUACUACUCCGGCAGCUGGGUGGCCAUCAGCACCAUGACUCUCAACGGCGACCUGGCCAAAGCAGCCGCCAAUGCUAAGAUCGGGUCGGCAGCACGCUCCGCCUCGGCGCCCGUGAAGCUGAUCUCUUGA
Molecule: messenger RNA, 2328 nt
Organism: Symbiodinium sp. CCMP2592
Lineage: Eukaryota; Dinophyceae; Suessiales; Symbiodiniaceae
Source: the annotation of a GenBank genome assembly